UUAUAUUUGAUUACGUUGAAAUAUUUGUUUUGUUAAAAACGAUAGUCAUUUGUUUAUUAUAUUUUUUACAGAUAAUAUUUCUCUGAAAGCUAUUUGUGAAGAUAGGAAAUACUGAUACAAAAAAAAUUAAUGUGGAAUUUCAUUAUUUAUUUUCCAUAAAUAUCAUCGCGGGAUUUAUUGAAAAAAAAAUUAUCGCGAGAUUUCAUAAAAGAUUAUUAUGGAAAUUAUAAUAUCUAUCACAAAACAGAAUUAUUAUGGGAUUCCGUAGAAAAAAAUAAUCAUCGGACUUUAUCGCAAAAGAAGAUUAUCAAGAAACUUCAUCAUAGAAAAGAAUUAUUGCAGAAUUUCAUCGUAGAAAAGGAUUGUCGUGGGAAUUUAUUGCAAAAGAAAAUCGUUACGGAACUGCGUUGUAGAAGAUCAUCGUGGGACUGUAUCAUAGAAGAAAAUUAUCACAGAAUUUCAUCGCAGAAGAGGAUCAUUGCAGAAAAGGAUCAUCGUGAGAUUUCAUCACAGAAAAGAAUUAUUGCAGGAUUUCAUCGAAGAAGAGGAUCGUCGUGGGACUUUGUUGCAGAAGAGAAUCUUUACGAAACUCCGUUACAGAAAAUCAUCGUAAGACUGUGCCAUAAAAGAAAAUUAUCACGGAAUUUCAUCGCAGAAGAGGAUCAUCGCGAGACUUCAUCGUAGAAGAGGAUCAUCGCGGAAUUCCAUCGGAAGAGAAUAAUUACUGGACUUCAUCGCAGAAAAAGAUCAUCGUGGGACUUCACAGAAAAAAAUUAUUGAAGGAUUUUAUCGUAGAAGAGGACCGUUGUGGGACUUUCUUGCAGAAGAGAAUCUUUACGGAACUCCGUUGCAGAAGAUCAUCGUGAAACUGUGCCAUAAAAGAAAAUUAUCACGGAAUUUCAUCGCAGAAGAGGAUCAUCGCGAGACUUUAUCGUAGAAGAGGAUCAUCGCGGAAUUCCAUCAGAAAAGAAUAAUCACUGGACUCCAUCGCAGAAAAGGAUCAUCGUGGGAUUUCACAGAAAAGAAUCAUUGAAGGAUUUUAUCAUAGAAGAGGAUCAUCACAUAAUUCCGUUACAAGAGAACAAUCACUGGACUCCAUCGCAAAAAUGGAUCAUUGCAAGAUUUCAUCGCAGAAAAGGUCGUCGUGGGAUUUCAUUACAGAAAAGAAUUAUUGCAGGAUUUCAUCGCAGAAGAGGAUCGUCGUGGGACUUUGUUGCAGAAGAGAAUCUUUACGGAACUCCGUUACAGAAGAUUAUCGUGAGACUGCCAUAAAAGAAAAUUAUCACGGAAUUUCAUCGCAGAAGAGGAUCAUCGCGGAAUUCCAUCAGAAGAGAAUAACCACUGGACUCCAUCGCAGAAAAGGAUCAUCGUGGGAUUUCACAGAAAAGAAUCAUUGAAGGAUUUUAUCAUAGAAGAGGAUCAUCACAUAAUUCCGUUACAAGAGAACAAUCACUGGACUCCAUCGCAAAAAUGGAUCAUUGCAAGAUUUCAUCGCAGAAAAGGUCGUCGUGGGAUUUCAUUACAGAAAAGAAUUAUUGCAGGAUUUCAUCGCAGAAGAGGAUCGUCGUGGGACUUUGUUGCAGAAGAGAAUCUUUACGGAACUCCGUUACAGAAGAUUAUCGUGAGACUGCCAUAAAAGAAAAUUAUCACAGAAUUUCAUCGCAGAAUAGUAUUAUCGCGAGACUUCAUCGUAGAAGAGGAUCAUCGCGGAAUUCCAUCAGAAGAGAAUAAUCACUGGACUCCAUCGCAGAAAAGGAUCAUCGUGGGAUUUCACAGAAAAGAAUCAUUGAAGGAUUUUAUCAUAGAAGAGGAUCAUCACAUAAUUCCGUUACAAGAGAACAAUCACUGGACUCCAUCGCAAAAAUGGAUCAUUGCAAGAUUUCAUCGCAGAAAAGGUCGUCGUGGGAUUUCAUUACAGAAAAGAAUUAUUGUAGGAUUUCAUCGCAGAAGAGGAUCGUCGUGGGACUUUGUUGCAGAAGAGAAUCUUUACGGAACUCCGUUACAGAAGAUUAUCGUGAGACUGCCAUAAAAGAAAAUUAUCACGGAAUUUUAUCGCAGAAGAGGAUCAUCGCGGAAUUCCAUCAGAAGAGAAUAACCACUGGACUCCAUCGCAGAAAAGGAUCAUCGUGUGAUUUCACAGAAAAGAAUCAUUGAAGGAUUUUAUCAUAGAAGAGGAUCAUCACAUAAUUCCGUUACAAGAGAACAAUCACUGGACUCCAUCGCAAAAAUGGAUCAUUGCAAGAUUUCAUCGCAGAAAAGGUCGUCGUGGGAUUUCAUUACAGAAAAGAAUUAUUGCAGGAUUUCAUCGCAGAAGAGGAUCGUCGUGGGACUUUGUUGCAGAAGAGAAUCUUUACGGAACUCCGUUACAGAAGAUUAUCGUGAGACUGCCAUAAAAGAAAAUUAUUACAGAAUUUCAUCGCAGAAUAGUAUUAUCGCGAGACUUCAUCGUAGAAGAGGAUCAUCGCGGAAUUCCAUCAGAAGAGAAUAAUCACUGGACUCCAUCGCAGAAAAGGAUCAUCGUGGGAUUUCACAGAAAAGAAUCAUUGAAGGAUUUUAUCAUAGAAGAGGAUCAUCACAUAAUUCCGUUACAAGAGAACAAUCACUGGACUCCAUCGCAAAAAUGGAUCAUUGCAAGAUUUCAUCGCAGAAAAGGUCGUCGUGGGAUUUCAUUACAGAAAAGAAUUAUUGUAGGAUUUCAUCGCAGAAGAGGAUCGUCGUGGGACUUUGUUGCAGAAGAGAAUCUUUACGGAACUCCGUUACAGAAGAUUAUCGUGAGACUGCCAUAAAAGAAAAUUAUCACGGAAUUUCAUCGCAGAAGAGGAUCAUCGCGGAAUUUCAUUAGAAGAGAAUAACCACUGGACUCCAUCGCAGAAAAGGAUCAUCGUGGGAUUUCACAGAAAAGAAUCAUUGAAGGAUUUUAUCAUAGAAGAGGAUCAUCACAUAAUUCCGUUACAAGAGAACAAUUACUGGACUCCAUCGCAAAAAUGGAUCAUUGCAAGAUUUCAUCGCAGAAAAGGUCGUCGUGGGAUUUCAUUACAGAAAAGAAUUAUUGUAGGAUUUCAUCGCAGAAGAGGAUCGUCGUGGGACUUUGUUGCAGAAGAGAAUCUUUACGGAAUUCCGUUACAGAAGAUUAUCGUGAGACUGCCAUAAAAGAAAAUUAUCAUGGAAUUUCAUCGCGGAAGAGGAUCAUCGCGGAAUUCCAUCAGAAGAGAAUAACCACUGGACUCCAUCGCAGAAAAGGAUCAUCGUGGGAUUUCACAGAAAAGAAUCAUUGAAGGAUUUUAUCAUAAAAGAGGAUCAUCACAUAAUUCCAUUACAAGAGAACAAUCACUGGACUCCAUCGCAAAAAUGGAUCAUUGCAAGAUUUCAUCGCAGAAAAAGAUUAUCGUGGGAUUUCAUUACAGAAAAGAAUUAUUGCAGGAUUUCAUCGCAGAAGAGGAUCGUCGUGGGACUUUGUUGCAGAAGAGAAUCUUUACGGAACUCCGUUACAGAAGAUCAUCGUGAGACUGCCAUAAAAGAAAAUUAUCACGGAAUUUCAUCGCAGAAGAGGAUCAUCGCGAGACUUCAUCGUAGAAGAGGAUCAUCGCGGAAUUCCAUCGGAAGAGAAUAAUCACUGGACUCCAUCGCAGAAAAAGAUCAUCGUGGGACUUCACAGAAAAGAAUUAUUGAAGGAUUUUAUCGUAGAAGAGGACCGUUGUGGGACUUUGUUGCAGAAGAGAAUCUUCAUGGAACUCCAUUCUAGAAGAUCAUCGUGGGACUGUGUCAUAGAAGAUUAUCACGAGACUUUAUUGCAGAAGAGACUCAUCGCGAAACAUCAUUAUAGAAGAGGAUUAUCACGAAAUUUUAUCAGAACAAUCAUCACUGGGCUCCACCGCAAAAAAAGGAUUAUUGCAGAAUUUCAUCGCAGAAAAGGAUCAUCGUGGGACUUUAUCACAGAAAAGAAUGAUUGCAGGAUUUCAUCGCAGAAAAAAAUCGUCGUGGGACUUUAUUGCAGAAGAGAAUCUUCAUGGAACUACAUUGUAGAAGAUCAUCGUGGGACUGUUAUAAAAGAGGAUUAUCACGGGACUCCAUCACAGAAGAGAAUUAUCACGAGACUUCACCGUAAAAGGAGAUUAUCGCAGAAUUACGUUAAAAGGGAACCAUCACUGGACUCCAUCACAGAACUGGAUCAUUGCAGGACUUCAUCGCAGAAAAGAAUUACUGCAGGAUUUCAUCACAGAAGAGGAUCACCGCGAGGCUUUAUCAUAGAAGGGGAUUAUCGCGGAAUUCCGUCAAAAGAGAAUCACCAUUGAACUGCAUCGUAGUAAAGAUAGAUUUAUUGUAGCAUCAUUGGACUUAGAACUUCAAAACAUCGUGGAAAGAUGGGCAUCAUAGGACUUCGAACAUCGACAUCGUAGAAUGGAGCCUGGAACCUGGAACAUCGGCGAGAUUAAAAAUAUUGACAUCGUGAAAUUUGGAUUGUGGACUUCGUGGGAUCUGGAACAUUGACAUCAUGGAACUUCGAACCUCAAUAUCGUGAAACUUGAAAUCUUGGAGUUUCAACAUUGUAAUAUCUAGAAUUUGGUCAUUGAAAGAUUUAAAGCUUCAAUAUUUGAAGAUUUGGAACUUCCUUCGAUAUUGUGAGACCUAAAAAUUUGCAUUGGAUUAGAAAUUUCAACAUCUUAAAUUCUUAUAUUAUUUGUUAAGAAAUUUUAGUAGCAAAUAUAUGGUAUUUAGAUUUUCAUAUUAUAAAAAUUAAAUCUAUUAUUAAGAAA
This is a messenger RNA of Monomorium pharaonis (pharaoh ant), 4754 nucleotides long. RefSeq lists its product as uncharacterized. Bases 3726 to 4292 code for a protein of 188 amino acids. The transcript has a single exon. The record is from RefSeq and is a predicted model, not a curated record. NCBI's taxonomy places the organism in Eukaryota, Metazoa, Arthropoda, Insecta, Hymenoptera, Formicidae.